CAUGCGGUAUUGAAAAAUGGCAUCCAUUUGAUUCAUGCAAAUAUGGGAAUGUUUAUAAAUAAAUAAGGGAAAAAAUAAAAGCUUAGCAUUUUACUCCAUCAAUAUUAUCAAGAGGAACUUUUCUAUAUCUAGGCAUGAGCAGAUGGUAUUUGCUCAAAAUCUGUUAUAGUGCAUAUGCCUCAACAUUAAUUGAAUUACCUGUAUUCUUUUUGCCUGGAGCUUUCUUGAGAUCUUGUCUUUUAGAUUCAAUGCUUCUUGCUACUAGUGGUAGUAUUUAUGCUGCCAAACUAGCUCUUGAAAAGGGUUGGGCAAUCAAUCUUAGUGGAGGAUAUCAUCAUGCCUCUCUAAAUAGUGGUGGUGGGUAUAUAUAUAUAUAUUAUUAUAUUCAAUUAGAUUCUGCAUAUAUCCUGAUAUAACUUUGGUAGUCAACUACCUUAAGAGAUGUUGCAAUUUAAGGAGAAUAUUAAUAGUAGAUUUAGAUGCUCAUUAAGGAAAUGGUUAUGAAAGGGAUUUCCUUCAUGAUUCUUCAGUUUAUAUUAUAGAUUUUUAUAAUUCUUAUAUAUAUCCUGGGGAUCAUGAAGCUGAAUAAGCAAUAGAUUGUUUUGAACAUGUUGAUAGAGAUACAACAGAUGAAUAAUAUAUAAAAAUACUUUAAAGAGAUCUUGAGAAACAUAUCAAAGAUGAUAUGGAAUUUAUUAUUUAUAAUGCUGGUACUGAUAUUAUGGCAGGAGAUCCCCUUGGAAAUUGUUGUAUAUCAGCAGCUGGAAUAUAAAGAAGAGAUGAAGUAGUAUUUAAAUGGGCUAGCCAUAAAAAAAUUCCAAUUCUUAUGUUAUUAUCAGGUGGUUAUUAAAAAGAAAAUACAUUUGCAAUUGGAGAAUCGAUUUUGUAAUUAAUUACUACUUGA
Molecule: messenger RNA, 904 nt
Organism: Paramecium primaurelia
Lineage: Eukaryota; Ciliophora; Oligohymenophorea; Peniculida; Parameciidae
Source: the annotation of a GenBank genome assembly